Eucalyptus grandis is the source of this 1022-nucleotide messenger RNA. RefSeq lists its product as uncharacterized. The record is from RefSeq and is a predicted model, not a curated record. The transcript is spliced from 2 exons. The coding region runs from base 129 to 635 and encodes 168 amino acids. Lineage: Eukaryota; Viridiplantae; Streptophyta; Magnoliopsida; Myrtales; Myrtaceae.
ACGCAGAUCAGAACCAAACCUCAGUCCCGUUCGAAAAAACCCUAGAAAACCUCUCGUCUCCGAUUCUCCCCUCCUCCUCCCCCAUUUCCUCCCCAAGAUCCUCCCUUUCCGUCGCCGAUUCCGGCUACAUGGCCAGCAAGACCCCGUCGGCGAAGAGCACCGGCAGCGCCGCGGCCCCGCCGGCGGCGUCGGCGGCGGCAGCGGCGGCGGUGGAGAAGCGGAAGCCCGUCUUCACCAAGGUCGAUCGCCUCCAGCCCGGCACCAACGGCCACACCCUGACCGUGAAGGUGGUCAGCUCCAAGAGCGUCCCCGUCAACGCCCGGGCCAACCGGCCGUCGUCCAACGCCGUCCUCUCCCGCCCGCCCCCGCGCAACACCCGCAUCGCCGAGUGCCUCGUCGGGGACGAGACCGGCUGCAUCGUCUUCACAGCUCGCAACGAGCAAGUCGAUAUGAUGAAGCCAGGCACCACUGUGAUUCUUCGUAAUGCAAAAAUUGACAUGUUUAAGGGGACUAUGAGGCUGGCAGUUGACAAAUGGGGGCGUGUUGAAGUCACUGAACCUGCCAGUUUCGAAGUUAAGGAGGACAAUAAUCUGUCUCUGGUUGAGUAUGAACUUGUCAAUGUUACUGAAGAGUGAUUCAGCAUCUAUGGAGGUGAAUAUAAGGGGGACAUUAGAGGCUUGAUUGUUUUUUCCUGGCCAUCAAGAGUUAUGUUGGGGUUGGUUAUGAUGAAUGUCCUGCACAAAAGGUUUCCUGGAUAAAGCUUUUGGGGAUAUUGCUAUGCUUGGUGUAAAAGAUGGGAGUUUGACUGGGUAACUCAUUGGAUUUCCGAACGAAAAAAAAAGAAAAAGAAAAAAAAGAAGAAGCUACGUGGUUAAAUAUUGUUCUAUGCUGUCAUGACGUUGAAUUUAGACAAAUUAAGUGGUGGUAUCAGUUACGUGGAGAGUUGCCCUGUCUUUUUUUUUUUUCUACUCGUUCAGUGACUGUUUAUAAUAUGAUACUUUUGUGCACUUUUCUCUUCCAAA